UGAGCGACAUUUGUUUUUGUCCAUCGACAAACCCCAGUGAGGCAUCGAUUUGUCUUAUUUGAACCUUACUCUUACUAGAUGUCUUCUACGAGUCUCUAAUAAUGUGGUACCUUAAUUCUUAAAUAAUUUGUUAAUGUGCUUGAUGUACAACAAGAGUGGAGUAGAACGACAACGCCGUGGAAAAUGGGUGUUGCACUCAGCCAGCCGUUUGAUGGAAUAACAGCAGACCCACGAAGCGGAAAUUUGAGUCGUGCUUGGUAUGCGGCAGCUGAGGCCGUGCUAGACAACUCAAGUUCUUGAGAGAUAUUAUUCAAGCACCGUAUUCGGUAUACAAGUUUUCUACUCAUUACGGAAAGCUAUAAGUGCCUGGUUCAGAGCGCCAGUAACUAAACUGUCAUGUCAGCUAGCCAGCCAGCCCGCAGAGUUUGACUGGCAUAUUUAAAAUUCUGCAGAAGCAGCAGAUGCUCGUGAAGUCAAACCGUGUGAAGCAGUAUUUGUUAUGCUGUACGCGGCCUACUUGUUUACAGGCACCAAACGUUUGCUGAAUACGAGAUUGAAAUUGUUUGAGAAACUGGCAUCUCAGAACAGGCUUUUUAUAUGUUGAAGCAGGCUGUCUGCUGACCCCAAACAGCAGUUAUGCUCGAUCCGGACGUUGCGAUUCUAACCGUAUUUCUCUUCAAGUAACCUAACAGCAACGUUACAAUUUUAUGUAGCAUCUUCUUACAUAUCCAAUUCAGUGUUUGUAAGAUUGUCCCAUGAGACAAGAUUAUAUGUCUAGGAUUCUAUGACACACUCAAUUUAUUCUCAGUUAGAUUCUGUAGAAUCAUUCAUCGACGAGCUUCCAUAUAUGUUUUAUCUUGGCCUAUUUUUUGUUAAUGUCUUAAUACUCUACUAUGCCUUUCUAAUGGAAUACAUAGUACUUAAUGUAGGAAUAGUAUUCUUGCCAGAGGAUAUGGACCAAGCACUGGUGGAUUUGGGUGUUCUCUCCGACCCAGCGUCCAUCCCAUAUGAAACAGACACUGAGGUAGAGGUUUUUGAGGGAUAUCUGGAAUAACAUCUCCAUGGAGAACGUGAUCCAAGCUGCAUUGCAGCUCUUUCGGAGGAAGAGGGCAUUUUGGACAGUGCAUCAGAGGACUCAAGUAACAAUAGAAAAGAUUAAUGUUAAUUAUCUUUACAACCAUGAAAACAUGUUGCCCUGGUUGACUCAUAGAUUUCUUCACAUAAAAAGUCAUGCAGGCUCAAGGCAAAAUUGCACCCACUUGAAAACCUUCUUAUCGGAUGGAAUUUAUCCAGGGAAAGAAGCGGUGGACAGGGACCUCAGUUUUCCAUGAGAUAGCGCCUUGGGUUUCUCACCGAAGAGAUCAACAUGAGACAUCACUUGGGUUUCUCACCGAAGAGAUCAACAUGAGAUCGCUCUACACUGUGGCUGUCGUUACCAUUUUCUUGCUUACGUAAUUUUAGAUUGGCAUUUCCUUCUCAGAGAGUUGCCAAGAUGGUUAUAAUAUUGGUUUACGUGAAACAGAUGACACUUUAGGGCCAGUAGAUGAGCAUCAUCUCAUUUCACAAUUUGGUUUUGAAACAGUUUUAUUAGUAAUAACACACUUAAUAUUGGCCUUUGAUUUUGGUAAAGCAGGAAAGCUGUGAUGCAUGGCUUAAUUCUGCAUCUUUUAUAAACUAGAUAAUUUGGGUAAGCAAUAAAUGUUAUGACUUGCAGGGUUUUGAAAUUCUCAGUAUUGCGCUGCUUUCUAUGAGAUUCUCUUGAACUGUACAUUUAUUACAUUCUGUAAAUUAUGUACUUGCUCUGACUAAUGUAUUUCAGAUACCCUCAGUGAGUGUGUAUGUACAUAUAUAAACAAUAAAACAAUUAUUCACUUUAUGUAAA
Molecule: messenger RNA, 1882 nt
Organism: Electrophorus electricus (electric eel)
Lineage: Eukaryota; Metazoa; Chordata; Actinopteri; Gymnotiformes; Gymnotidae
Gene: dexi
Product: Dexi homolog (mouse)
Source: RefSeq, a predicted model, not a curated record